Molecule: messenger RNA, 8093 nt
Organism: Lytechinus variegatus (green sea urchin)
Lineage: Eukaryota; Metazoa; Echinodermata; Echinoidea; Temnopleuroida; Toxopneustidae
Product: microtubule-associated serine/threonine-protein kinase 1-like
Exons: 19
Coding region: 52-3798 (1248 amino acids)
Biological process (GO): intracellular signal transduction; peptidyl-serine phosphorylation
Molecular function (GO): ATP binding; protein serine/threonine kinase activity; magnesium ion binding
Source: RefSeq, a predicted model, not a curated record
CUAUGAUUCAGUUAUGGCCGAACAAGGAAAGGGAAGAACAGUUCGCCGGUGAUGAAACGUUCGAGUUCGCCUGGUUCCCAUGGUGAUGGGAGUCCAUUAGAAAGUCCUCGGGUACCAGUCCACCCCCAUGCCCACUUCCCCUUCAACUCUGUGCGUCAGGCUGAUGGUAGAAGGUGGUCAUUGGCAUCUUUACCAUCAUCGGGAUAUGGUACGAACACACCCAGUUCAGCUGUAUCGUCGUCCUGUUCAAGCCAAGAGCGUCUUCACCAGCUACCCUACCAACCCACCCCUGAGGAUCUCCAGCUUCUCUCGCAGCACUUCAGCAGCAGCGAGAGCAACGUAGGAGGCGAUCAAGAUGAUGGAAGAAGAUCACCUUCAUUUAGACCUCGAUCUAGAAGUCUUAGUGGAGCAAGCAGUCCCUUGGUUGGUAACACAGAUCAUGAGAUGCUUCAUAUGAAUAGCCUUUACAAGGAGAGAUUUCCCAAGGCUAAACAACAGAUGGAAGCCAAGCUCACUGAUUUUAUCAACAAGUAUUCAAUGGAUAUGAGCCAGGAGGGGCACGAUGCAAUCUAUGCUUUCUUGGUCCAUCAAACUGUAGAACUAGCCCGGGACUGCUUGGAGAAAUCACAAGAGGACCAGGUCUCCCAUAUCUACUUCACUGAGGUCUCACACAAGCUUCAAAUGCUAGCAGAAGAUGCUGAGAAUAGAUCCCAAGCCUCUGCCAAGUCAUUUACGAGGGUAGUACGAGAGCUCCUGAUCGUACUAGCUAGACCCGCUAGGCUUCUUGAAUGCCUGGAAUUUGAUCCUGAGGAAUUUUUCCAGCUGUUGGAAUCGUUUGAGGACCAGGCUAAGGUUGGAUCCACCAUUUCUGAAGACCUUCCAAAGUACAUCAUCCACCAGCUAGGCCUUAACAAAGAUCCCUUGGCAUAUUUUGAUCACUUUCCAGAUGUAGGUGACCUGUGUGGGGAUUCCCCUUCCCCGCCCCGCCAGGAUUCAGGGGAGGAUGAGAAGGGAAAUGUGGACAGACGAGACUGCUUUAAAGAACCAAAGGAAGAAGAUUUUGAGAACAUCAAAAUCAUCAGCAAUGGAGCAUAUGGUGCUGUUUAUUUGGUGCGUCACAAGGAAUCCCAACAGAGGUUUGCUAUGAAGAAGAUUUGCAAGCAGAACAUCGCCCUUCGUAACCAACGGGAGCAGGUCUUCGCUGAAAGGGACAUCCUCACGUUCGCUGAAAACCCUUUUGUUGUUGCUCUCUACUGUAGCUUUGAAACAAAGAAAUAUUUAUGUAUGGUGAUGGAGUAUGUAGAAGGAGGGGACGUAGCUACAUUGAUCAAACACAUAGGGCCACUCCCUCUAGAAUUAGCCAGAUUAUAUUUUGCUGAAGCAGUACUAGCCAUUGAGUAUCUACACAGUUAUGGAAUAGUUCAUAGGGACAUCAAACCUGACAAUAUGUUAAUAACAUCAACAGGACACAUCAAGCUGACUGAUUUUGGCCUGUCGAAGAUUGGAAUCAUGAGCUUAACUACAAACUUGUAUGAAGGCAACAUUGACCGAGACACCAAACAGUUCCAGGACCAGCAGGUGUGCGGGACACCCCAGUACAUCGCCCCUGAGGUGAUCCUCAGGCAGGGGUACGGGAAACCGGUGGACUGGUGGUCCAUGGGCGUGGUCCUCUAUGAGUUUCUGGUAGGAUGCCCCCCUUUCUUUGGGGAGACUCCGGAAGAACUCUUUGCACAGACAAUUCAUGUCAUGAUCGAAUGGCCUGAUGGAGAUGAUGCGCUCUCCGAGGAGGCCAUGGACCUGAUCAACAGCUUCCUACAGCAAGACCCCCUCUUCAGGUUCGGCACCGGGGGCGCCGAAGACGUCAAGGCACACAAAUUCUUUCAAGGGGUAGACUGGAACGGUCUGCUCAGACAGAAGGCUGAUUUUAUCCCACAGCUGGAAGGGGAAGAAGACACCAGCUACUUUGAUGCACGCUCUGAAAGGUACAACCAUGACUUAGACUCGGAUGAUGAUGAGGAUAUCCCUGAAAUUGGCAACUUCUCCACAUACUCUCCGCGGUUCAGUCGAUCAUGCAGCAGCGUAUCACAGUCUUCAGACGAUAUGGAAAGGAGGGAGCGGUCUCACAGUGCUUCACUACCCCUUAGUGAUCUAUCCCAUCAUUCCUUGCCUGCUCGGAACUCGCCGCAGCUCCUCACAGUAGAUGUCGACAGGGGAAAUAGUCUCCCCCUCCCAGACAGGACCGCAUCUGCCAGUGCUAAGACGGGCGAGCAUUCCGAUGCUUCCUCCUCCUCUCCCUGCACCCCGCCUCACGACUCCUCCCCACGCUCUCGUCGUCGUACCGGCAUCUCCCACAAGCCGCCCCUCCGGGAGGUUCUCCCGCGGUUCUCCAUCUCUUUCGACGAGGACAGCCCGUUGGCGUCGUCCCUGGAGUCUCAGGGGUCAUUAGGGUCAUCCGGGUUCCUGGGUGCAGGAGACGGGAAGAACAUAGGGUCCAGUGAGAGACAGAGUAGACCGGUAGUCAAGUCAGCAUCGUCUAGUAUGCUGUCUCUAAUUAUACCAUCAGACGAGCUCCAUGUGCCGUCUCCCAUCAAUUCUCCCGGUGGAGAAUCGAGCAGCUCCAGAGAUGAUUCCCCCUCCAGGGAUCCAUCCAUGAUGAGUAACGUGAAGUCACCCAUCAUCAUCAGGAAACCACCCAGGAGGAAGACCAUGGGGUUCCAUAUGCAAGCUAUCAAGGUCUACCUAGGGGAGUCUAACAUAUACACACUGCAUCACCUGGUCAGGCAUGUUGAGGAAGGAAGUCCUGCGUACGAAGCUGGUUUACGACCAGGGGACCUUGUCACUCACAUCAACAAUUCUCCCGUUGAGGGCCUGAUACACCGAGAGAUAGUUGAACUGAUCAUGAGCAGCGACACACAGGUUGUAAUCCAUGCCGUACCCAUGGAUAAGACCACCAUUCAAACUUGCGGACGAAGGAAUUCAACGUCCAGUAAGAUGGCCCGGAGGAAGAAACCCAAGCGUAAACGGGAUUCCGUGGAGCGAAGACGGCGAAGUGCAGUAUUCAGGAGGUCCAGUUUGAAACGGGCGUCUACCGAUGGAAGCAGAGCUAGUCUAGCAGCAUUAGGAAGGCAAGGAGGGUCGGAAACCUCGCCAAGGUCGCCAACGUCACGAUCGCCGCGUUCCCCGCCCAUGUUCCAUGUACCCAACGAACAUUCAAGCAGUACGCCAUUAACAUCGUCACCUAACAGUUCUCCGUCGUCAAGCUGCCCGAACUCGCCUGCAGGACACUACACAUCAUCCAGACCAAGCACGUUGCAAGGUCUUGCUCACAAACUCCCCUUUUCGUUUAGACCUGGUGGGAAUCGUAGGAAGUCGGUCGGUCACAUCCCACUGUCCCCACUAGCUAGGACCCCGAACCAGUCCCCAGCCCCAAAAUCUCCUGUUCGUAGCCCCAGCCCCUUGGCUGUGGUGACUAGUCUUGGGCACUCUCCAGGGAGUUCCAACACCACCCAGUCCUACCCUGCACACAUGCUGAGCAGCCCAACGCUCGCAGCGCCCAUGAAAGUAAAGACAAAGAAGUACAUGCGAUCUCGGAACCUUGAGACCCCACCGUCGCCUCUCUUAAGAAGGGCGCUCUCCCCAGACCAUGAGAAGGUACCCUUGGACAUGUUUGAUGUUCAGCUUAGACCUAGAGCAGACUCCGCUUGCGAUGCCCUCUCAAGAGAAGAGCGAAGCCUCAAGAGAUUAGGAAUCGUCAGCAAAGAAAGGGUCGCUGAGAGAAAAUCCACAGGGUCGACUUAAGAUUUAUCUUAAAUCAUGUGUAUAGAAAUGCAAAGUAUUCAAUCUGCUAUAUAUGUAUAUUUGACAAAUUUCUGAUUUGACUGUAUUUGAUAUCGGGGCAUUUGAUUUAAAGGCCCUCGAGCACUUGUCAUGCCGUGUCGUACAAGCCACUUUCAAGAUCGAACCAUAGAUGGUUUAAUGUGAAAUCAUGACAAGACUUAUUUUUUGCUGAACAGAUAUACAACAGAGAAAAGCAUUGCAAUUGUACACCAGAUAAUUGAUUAGAAAGUACUUAUGAGUCAUCAUUGGUUCUUUAUUCUUUGCUAUUGUGCCUGUAUGCUUUGCCAAAGAUCCUGAAAUAAGAGAUAGGUGAUUGUGCAGAUAUAACCCGAGUAAUAGCUGGAGUGACUUCAUCUUGAAAUCUUUUAGAAUCAUUGCUUUGGUCUCAUACCCUAGACUACCAUUUUUAGCAUAUGAUACGUGUGCACUGAACAUUUAAGUGUGCAGAAAAUAAAACAUGGCAGUCCGGUGAUUAUUUGAUAGUUAAAAUUAGGAGAUGGUUAUUUAUGUUCAGUAAGUUGGUUUAAUAAUUAACCUUAAACCAUAGUAUGAUAAAAUUAUCAACAUGCACUACCGGUACUUUUAUCACCUUAACUUCCAAAAUGAGCAUCAAAAGGGAUUGAUUCUUCAAGGUUCAAGGAUGCAUUAUAGGCAAAUUAGAGACAGCCAUUUUCUAUCCAAGUUUGUGAUUUGAAAUUAGGAUGGCUACAUAAAUUCAAAGUUAUGUUUGUAAUAUAAGAGUUCAUUACAUUGUAUUUUCUUUUAUGAAGAUUCUUUUUUUUGGAACAAAUGCCAAAAAUGCAUCAAAAACAAAGAAAUCACAAUUAAGGUGUUAAAACUGCUGUUACCAAAUGUGUAUCCUUAGAAUGAACUGCAGGUUAAUUUCAUUUUUUUUUAUCAACAUAUGUCUCAUCUUAAAAAGUAACAUUGGGGCAAAAUUAAUGGGUUCAACAUUUUCCUCAAUUGAAAUUUAAUUUUAGAAUGAAAGAUACUAGAAAUCUGGUCAUGAAAAAUAUGGUAUUCUUAAUUUUCAGCAUUAUUGAAGUUAAUUCCCACUAAACACUGUUUUAUCUCUUCAAAUGAACCUUUGAUGAAAUAAUAUAUUCGUGUUUGAUAACAGUAUUAUUGCAUUAACAAAAUUACUUGGCAUUUGAAUGAAUGGUUCUUAUGAACGAAAGGUUUUGUCUUGCAUUUGAUGAUGUAUCAAACGUAGUGGUGCAUAAUGCAAGGAAUAAUGUUGCGUUAUGAGUAAGCUAGAGAAUUAUUCUUGCAAGAGUGGAUAAAUUGUAUAUGAUUGUACAGAGGAUCAUUUAUUUCUUGACAAUUUUUUUUCAUGCCAAACAUUGGUUUCUUGUUCAACAAACACUCCGUAAUCUCCUCAUGUGCAGUGGUUUGAUAAAACUAUAUUCUUGUUUCAAUGACAAUUAUACUGUCAUAAUGAUGGGAUUUAAUGGGUAAACUUCAAAGCCUAAAAAUGGUGAUCCACUUUUUGUCACAUAAAAUCUGUGGUUUAAACUGGGAUAAGGUGUUCUAAGAAAUAUUAUUGAUAUUAUCUUUAACAGUGUAAUUGGACCAUUAGCUCCAGCCAUACAAUCAAUUUAUUUGACAAUUUCUACAUCUUAUGAGCGAUGGAAUAAUUCUCCAGUGCUAAUAGUGACCAUCCACAGUAGGAAUGGGAAAAAUUAUUUCAUUCAGAUGUUAACUGCCAUUUGAAGAUAUGAAUUAUUUUCUUCUUUUCUUCAUGAUUCUUCAGUGAAACAUGGCUCUCUAAUUGCAGGGAAUGUUGAAGUGAAAUUAAAUUGCUGUUUGAAGAAAAAAUUCCUUGCUUUUCAUUGGUUUGGAAAUAAAAUUUAAAAAUGUAUAUUUUUGCAUUCAUUGACCGAAUGAUAAAUAUAAUAAAUCUCUGUUCUAUUUUACCCUUUAAUUGACAGAUUUUGGGACAAAAAAUAACUUGAGUAAUUUCCUUUGUUGUAUAGCCAGAUAAAUAUGUUUUGUCUUUCAAUGUGUCUUCUAUGGACAACCAAGGCACAGUGUUUUAGCUUGCUUUGUUGCCAUGGAAAUAAUUAUGUACAAAAACUACAAAUACAUUCCUGAGGUAUGUUAAGCAGAGCUGGUAGAUCUUAUUAGAGGGAGGUAACUUGAUAAAACACAUGAAUCUUAGAGCCGAUGCUUGUAUCGUCAGAUUACAUUGUGGAAAAGGUCUUCAAGAAUUCUUCCUUUUAUAUAGGAAUGGCUCUGAUCACAUAUCAAACUCAUGUGUUGCGGGGAAACUAUAUUCGCCUCACUAUGGCUGUGGAUGUGACAUUUUUUAUUUCUUUACAGAAUAGAGUCCUAGAUUGUAAAGUUUGUCCUUUCCAUUUAUAAAGCCAGCAUGGAGACUAUAUAUUCUGGGGGGUGUUUCACAAAGAUUUAAGUAUGACUUAGAGUCGCACUUAAGUGCCUAGUUGCGCGAGGUAUAAAAUGCUUGACCGCAUUGGUCAGAUCAUGCAAAGGGGACUCGCACUACUGCGUAUUGAUCAAUAAGAUUGCACGUUGCAUUUCAGAUACGUGUUGGCAUUUAAGUAUGACCUAAGUCAUACUUAAAUCUUUGUGAAACACCCCCCAGAUGACAUAUUGCAUUGUCCCUAUCAUGUACAGUUGAUGAUGAUGAUGAUUCAUGGUAAGUCUACUUAUAGACUCAUGUCACUAAAAAUAGAUCCCCAUAGCCAUAAGAGUUAUCUCCCUCUAACUAUAAACUCUUGACCUUAAUACACAGCUCUUUGAUUUAUGUGUAAGAACAAAUUUAUUAUUAAUUACAGCUGAUGCCUCCUGCUGUUCCACCUAUUAGAUUUGGUGUUGUAUCUCAAAGUGCACUCUGUAAAUAAUACUGUGCUUGAAAUCGUGCACACACGUACAUGUAAAAUCUCUAUCAGAAUUUAUUCUAUCUUGGAAAGAUUGAUUUUUAACAUUUGUACUAUUUCUUCUAUCAAAGCUUUUCUAUCAAAUUCUAAAUAUAUUCCUAUAUAGAAGUGUCUUGAAAUGGUGUCAGAGUUUAUUCAUAUGAGCAUAUUGGAUUAUUGUGGUAGUUGUAGGCGUGAUAGGUAGCUUCAAGGUAGCGUCACGAGGGGGUACAGAACUAAAGGGAUGUAGUGGGCGGAGGAGGGGUGGAUUUGUUUUUUUUCCUUGAACAAAGUAUUGAUAUAUCAACAAAGAGAUGUUUUAUAUCAGGCCUUUUUUGCUGUUCAGGACCAAUGACCACUCAAAUCAAAGCAAGAAUAAUGAGCAUUUACUCGUUGCCAAGGAGAUCAAAAGAUUUGCUCACAAACAAGAUUUUUUUUUCCACAAACUGUUAAAGACAUAAUGAAUCUAGGGAUGUCAUGAAAUAGCUUUGUAUAUUGUAGGCCCUAUUAUCAUCAGAAUAGAUAAUCUUGGAGUGCAUUGGAACAUACAAAAGCUUACCAUGACAAACUUAUGUUUCUCUUCUUAAGAAAAUCCCUAUGAUACUGAAAUUUGGGGUGCUAUUUUAUGAAAGUGGUCAGUUCUGUUAAUUUCAUUGCUUGGAUUGGCUGAGCACUGGUUUAUCUUUGUUACUAUGGCAACGUAGCAUCAAAUUAUCAGUGCUGAAGAGCUUCAUGAAACGGUACAUAGCUAUUUCAUUCAUGAUAACUAUUCUUUCCAUUUAAUUCAUCCUAUAUUAAUGCUAGUAGGAUAUACACUUGAAGUUUUUUUUUUCUUUUUGCUUUUGAACUUCAGAAAGGGGGGGGGGGCUGAUAAAUUGUUAACAUCCCUAUCAAUCUUCAAGAGCUACCUGUAGGAAUUAAUCUACAUUCAUUGUGUAAAUACAUGAUUUACUGCAAGAUUGAUAGUGUGCUUUUAGUGAUGUGUUUGUGUGUGUUUAGCAAGUAUAUAAUACUCUGCACAUUUUGCAAUGCCACCCGGUCUUGCUGUGUAAAAUAAAUGCAUAUAUAUUUUUUCAUACUUGCUAGAAUUCCCAUGGUAGAAAUUUGAUGAGUAGUGGAGUAUUUGAGGAAUGAGUUGAACUUUUCUUCCUUUUUCCAAGGUUUCUAUUACACAAGUGUUUUCGGUUGAUCUUUGAUUGGCACUGGCCAAUCGAGAUCAUUCUUGCUAGAGCAUUUUAUUCAAAACGUGUCUGGGAGCCAAUCAGAAUUCUUUCAUAUUUGCAAUUCAUGAGAAUAUUUUUUUAAUACAAAAACAUGGUGUAAUUCAUUUUAAGAAUUUGACUCUGUAGGUUAAUGUUAAGCAUCUAUUCUCAUCAC